CAUCUCCAAACAGAUUCACUUGAACCAGGAACGGAUGAUGGAUGCAAGCUCUAAAUCCAAACUAAAAUGACAGGUAUGGUCAGCAAUGAAGUUGGUGUAGACAGGCUGAGCCCUCAGCUAGACUGUUCUCAGUCUAUUUUUACCCCAGUGUCAUUUUGCUGAUUUAAUGUGGUUAUUCCACAGUGGUACCAGUGAAAGUGAUGGCAGAACCAGUCCUACACUUUCUCCUGCGAACUUGAGUGUGUAGUUCCUUUGUUAUCAACUCAUGUGGUAAAGCAGAGGAGCAAGAUUCAUGGCUCUACCAGUCAACAGUGAAAGUGCAGAGUUUGCAUAUGAACCAGCAUGCAUCCCAUCAUCCUGAUGAUUCUUUUUGGCCUUACUGUUGAGCAGACAACAUCCCUUUGUGCUCCCACGGAGUACAUCAUCCACGUGGAGAAAAGAGAGUGCGCCUACUGCCUGGCCAUCAACACCACCGUCUGUGCUGGAUACUGCAUGACCCGGGACAGCAAUGGAAAGAAGCUGCUCCUCCAAAGUGCCUUAUCCCAGAAUGUGUGCAUGUACAAGGACCUGGUGUACCAGACAGUGCGGAUCCCAGGCUGUUCCAGUCACACGGUCCCCUUUUACUCCUACCCGGUGGCAGUGAGCUGCAAGUGUGGGAAGUGCAACACCGACUACAGUGACUGUGUUCAGGAAGCCAUCAAAGCAAACUACUGCACCAAACCACAGAAGCCCUCUAACAUGUAAGUGUCUAACUUCACGAGGCAGCAGUGUAUACUGUGCCGCACAGCUAAUUACUGGCUGCCUGCCUGCCUGCCUGUAAAAAGAACAUGAAUAA
Gavialis gangeticus (Gharial) is the source of this 835-nucleotide messenger RNA. RefSeq names its product thyroid stimulating hormone beta (gene TSHB). Gene Ontology annotation, cellular component: cytoplasm; extracellular region. The transcript is spliced from 3 exons. The record is from RefSeq and is a predicted model, not a curated record. Gene Ontology annotation, molecular function: hormone activity. Gene Ontology annotation, biological process: G protein-coupled receptor signaling pathway. Lineage: Eukaryota; Metazoa; Chordata; Crocodylia; Gavialidae. The coding region runs from base 343 to 744 and encodes 133 amino acids.